Messenger RNA from Amoebophrya sp. A120, 4564 nucleotides. NCBI's taxonomy places the organism in Eukaryota, Dinophyceae, Syndiniales, Amoebophryaceae. The record is from the annotation of a GenBank genome assembly.
GGCUCAUCAUCAUCUUAUCGUUCUGAUUGUCCGUCGAUACAAACACAAUCCCUCUCUUUUUUUCCAGUCUUGAGUGAGAAAAAUUUGUGUCCGUUGGAAUCGACAUCGAAUCCACGGUUUCUAAGUUCUGGUAAAAAAUACCUGUUCUCUCUCUUAAGUUAAGUAUAAGUUGUGCUGUCGUUUUCUGAAAAUAAAGCGUCUGCUUUCGUCGCGAAAAACAGCGUUGUUGCUUCUGUAUCCCGUGCAAAAGUAUCCUAGUACUCCCACAAGAAAUUAUUGCAAUCGGGUCGUAUGAUAGAUCCUAAUCCUAUUUCUCGGCCAAGCUGCAUGACGAGUAAGUUUGAUGAUUUUUCCUGUGGUAAGAAUUGGCAUGCGAAGAUUCUUGUCCAUGCGAGAUGACAGUGGGAUAGGAUAUUUUUGCAAUGCAUAGUCGGUUGACCACUCUGUGAACAUCCUGGACCCUCACCGCUUUGCUUCCACCGCGAACCGUUCGACUCUGUGAUCGAUACCAUCAUCGCGAACCAUCAACAUGUCGACCUCCAACCAGAUGAACCAAGAAUGCACUCCGCUGCCGACGUCCUACCGUCAUCCGACCGCAGAUCACGAGAAGCAGCACCGGGAAAUCAUCGAGUCCUACUGCGUAUCCAAUGCUAAAGGAGCAUCGGGCAAGAAGAACAUCGCCAGCCCUCAAUUAUAGGCUAAUUGCGAUUAUGCAUGACUACAGAUCUGCCAAUAUGUUAUAUGUUAAGUAUAAAUGAUUGUGAUACCACGCGGCUCCAAGCCCCAUCUUUCUUCAUUUGUUCAAGUUGUCAUGCAGCGACAUGUACAUGUAUCAGUGCACGAUGCUUCUGCAAUGCAUACCGUGCCCGCAAAGGACUGAAGUGUGCGGAUGAGGUGCUGUUCGCCAAGGUCGUCGUCAAGGGUCACGGUACUUACCGCGUCAGUAUGCAUUGGAAAUAUAAUGCCUGGGUCUGGACAGGUGAAACUUGUGUUGCAUGUCCUGCGUUUUUCCUGAAAAAUCUGUAUUGCACAGCCACCAGCACGAAGCGCAUGGCUCUUCUGUGAUGCAAAAAUGCACGUUGUCAUGCGUGCUACGCAUCAGACCACGGCGCCAACGAAACUUGUCAUGCUUGGCUGCACUUGUCGAAGGCACCAGACGCAUCCAUGCUCUAGCAUCACAAGUUUCCAGAGAUCCAGGGUGGAUAUUUGCAAUGCAUAGUCAGCUGGACUGUGCGAAACCAGGUCGGUGACGUGAAAACGAUGAUCACAGCGAAGACCGGAAUCUCCCACGAGCAACUGAGUGGCGCGGGUUGCGAGUUCCAAAUCUCCGAGCACCGUACUGACCAGCCGAUGGAAUACUGUUUCGGUUCCGAGAGUGAUGACACCCCGCUGCUCUGCUUGAUCAGCUCUGGUAUAGUCUGACACUUUAUAGCACCGCCUAACACGACCGGAGGUGCCUACCCCAACUUUUCUAACUGAGAGAAUGCAUAGUAACCAUGAGCAUGCGCUUGUAUGUUUCGCUCGUCCCUUAUUUCGUAUGUACCGCAUCGAAGAGAUGGAGCUCUGCGUCGCUGCUGACAGCCAGAACGUAUAGAAAACUGGUCGUGCCCCAGCAUACGCUGUUUGAAAAAAACCCGCACGGAGAGUUGUGUCAAGAUCUAUUCUUAUUUCGCGAGUCUUUGAAAUUCUUCGACUGGGGGCAAGAACAUCUUGAAAUUGUAUUGUCGAAAAACAAGAAUCAGAAUGUCUAUGUCAAUGUCAAAAAAAAAUUGAAACACAGGUGGGAUUAUCAGCGUGAAUUUUGUCGGCCACAAGAAAGGAGACGGCGACUCUGGUGUAGUUGCGCCGCACGAUAUGACAGUGCACAACUCCCCCACCCCUCAUUUGUCAUGCAAAAUCCCAAAUCUACCUUCUGCCUGUGACCACUCUUUGUAUGACAGAUUCCGAAAUCCAAAACAGCACUACCAUCGCCUAGGAAUUUGCCAUGCAAAAGCUGCAUCUUUUUCUUUGCGCCGGCGCUUGUGUAGUUGUUGUUCUUGCAACACAAAUGAGGGGAAGGGAGAGUUGUGCACUGGCAUAGACGAGGAUCACGACGACUCCACCGCGUCCACCGGCGUGAGCGGUGUCUCUGGUGUGAGCGAUAGCGAAUCUGAUUGCUGAGUUCAUGAUCUACUUGAAGGAGCUUUCAGUUGUAGGGAGACCACCUGAGCACCGGUAGCACUACCAGUGGCGUUCUGGUAUUUGAUACUGAUAAGAUUCUUGCAUUUUGAUUUUUUGUUGUAGGUAGACGUAAAAAUAUCGCGCAUGCCCAAGCGCGGAAUCAUGCACCUUUAUUUCAAACAUUACCUACCAUUGGAGGUAAUGGCUUCACAGGGUAGUUCCCGGAAGAUUUUCCGGCCCAAUGAUGCAACUUGUCAUGCAAAAGUUGGAGCAGCAAAGGAGAGUUCUUUGAGUUUCUUUUCGGUAUCUCAUGUAAAGUGUAGGUCGGGAUAAGUAGUAAACGUAAAUCUUCAGGGCAUAUAUUACAUCGCUUCGCUGUUCUACUCCCCAGCCGGUUUAUUGACUGCAAAAAUGAAAUCAGGUACACUCGUCGCGUCACCAGCAAGCAUCAAGGAAGAUAAUUCAAUGUUUCUGGACAUCAUCAUAGUAAACCAUCCAUGCCGUAAGUCCGUUUGUUCGCUCACGCGUGUGAGACGUUAGUUUUCGACGACUUUACAGCACGACCUCAAUCGCCUAUACUAGUUCAACUUGAUGGAGUUCCAGAUGACCAAGCAGUUUUCAUCGCCGCUAACCGAAUUUUCGAAUUGCCCCCGGUAAACUUCGGCGUCGCUCCUGCCACGCCACAACCCUUCACUAGUACGCCGCUUCCACCGCUCGACAGACGACCUUUCAUUCCUUGGUAGAUUUGGAUUGAGUGUGAUUCUUUCGUUUAUCUCCUUGCAUGGUACUGUAUGGUGUCGAGGUCAACAUGCGUGGGUAUCAAUUUUUGAUGUAGUUGAGGAUCCUCGUCCUAGGACCAAUUCUAGUAUCCCUCUCUUUUCGUGAUUUCCUGCCUACUUUGGUAAUGGCACUGUUACAACUUACAAUGAAAAACAAAAACAGGUUAACUUACACGCAAGCCAACGAUAUCACCUUGCUGGGGAAACUGGCUUAUUGCCCGCACAACUCGAGAUGUGGACAAGGCGGCUAGGCAAACGCGGCAUCGCUGGCGGCGAAAAGUUUUUCGCAAUUUUUGGAUUUUUUUGUAGUAUUAGCAUUAUUUAAGUUCCAGUUCUUGGUAGUUCUUCAGUUUUUCAUCUUCAUUCAAGUUUUUUUUUAAAUAUUUUCCGUUUCGCUAUAGAGUAUUGAUUUUCCAAGAUGCAGCUGGUUUACAGGAUUACUGUCCCUGCAUCGAGUUCGAAAAAAGUCUCACUGACAUCAGUAGUUCGAGUCUCAUCUUUCCUCCUCCCCCUGCUGGUCUUUUCUCUUCAUUCUGAUGUCUCUGACCAGCGGUUGACAUUAAAAGUUCAUUGUUGAACGAGAACCACUGCCUUAUAUGAACAAGCGGUCCCCGCCUUCGGCUUUCUACCGAAAUUCCGAAGGGAUUGAGACAGCUCGCGAAUGCGGCGAGCAGUACUCGAUCAAAGUCCUAGCUAUCUCUUCAUAAGUUGUAGCCUUGCUCCUGGUAAAUUGUCUCUUGUAGUGAAGACUACACUUGCGUUCCUAUUCCUUGCGGAAGUAUCCGUGAGCGUGAUUCUCAUCUCUAACCCCGGGGUUUCACCGUGCUUCAUUGUGGCUUUAGGAGUUACGACGCUGGUAUAAAACAUAAUUGCAAUAGCCUGCGAAAGGCAAAGUCAAGUUUGAGUUGAUCGCUUUCGUCUUGUCACUCCGUAUAUUGCGUUUUGUGAUACACAGCAGUUUGUGGCAUUUUGAUUGUAUUUUUAUGCAGCAUUGGAUUGCUUCUGCUUGUGCUUUUCCCGUAAGGUUUACUAGGCUUUCAGAGCAAUUUUGUGUUUUUCAAGCCACGCAUGUGUGCAGCAGAGAAGUCGUGUGUGUAGAGAAGUCGUGUAGUAUUUCUGCUCAUCUUAUUUCCGAAGCGUCGGCAUCCUCACCUUCUCUUCUCGAGUGUUUGUAGUUUGUGUCCGAAAUAAGAGACGCGCCAAUUUUGCUAAGAUGAAACAAAUCUAUCAUGUGUUUUAUCAAUUCUUCAUUAGUGGUCGAUCCACUUCAUCUCGCUCGAGAGAUUACUUUUCCUUGUAGUUCGAGUUGCAACUUGAAGAGAUUUUUUGGACUUUUUUUACCCUUCCGCCCGAGAUUCGUAGUACUAGAUGUCUUGUGACAAGAUACACUCCCGAUAGAUUCACAGUUCUUGAAGCACCAAAAGAGUAAUUUUCUUUUAUUUUUUUUUGUAUCUGUUGCUAGCGAAUGACGUAUUGCAGCUAGCAAGGGAUGAUUGUAAUUGUCCCUAUGCUCGCAAGAUGAUUACUUCUCGACAUGAACUGCUUUUGCAAACCUCACUACGUCUAUUUGUACCCAAAUAUUCUUAUUCUGUCCCCACAGGACCAAAACUUGAUCUCGAAGCCGA